Chelonia mydas (Green sea turtle) is the source of this 3171-nucleotide messenger RNA. RefSeq names its product serine/arginine repetitive matrix 4 (gene SRRM4). Gene Ontology annotation, biological process: regulation of RNA splicing; neuron maturation; mRNA processing. Gene Ontology annotation, molecular function: mRNA binding. The coding region runs from base 82 to 2022 and encodes 646 amino acids. Gene Ontology annotation, cellular component: nucleus. Lineage: Eukaryota; Metazoa; Chordata; Testudines; Cheloniidae. The record is from RefSeq and is a predicted model, not a curated record. The transcript is spliced from 13 exons.
CCGGCCGCUGAGCCCCCUGGGCGCGGCUCGGGCUUUCAGCACCGCGGAGAGCUCCCCGCGGCGGGCCGGCCGGCCCCGGGCAUGGCCAGCGCGCAGCAAGGCGAGAAGCAGCUUUUCGAGAAGUUCUGGAGAGGGACCUUCCAAGCCGUGGCCACGCCGAGACCCGGGAGCGUCAUCGCCGCCAGCAUCGCCGCCCGCAAGCCGCCGCCGAGCACUGAGACGCCGAGCUGCCUGUCAUGCCCAAAGGAGGAGAGACGCUUGGAAAAGCCGAAUGGAAACACAGCUCAGGAGGCCUCCAGCACCAAUGGCUGUGUGAAAGGAAAGGACAGCAGACAGUACACCCACCACAGAUCCCGCAGCCCCUCACACGAUGAGGAGUACACGCCACCACCCCCGUCCCGGGGGAAGAAAAAGAAAAAGAAAUCUACACGUAAGAAGAGGAGGAGGUCUCCAUCGUAUAGCCCCUCGCCUGUGAAGAAGAAGAAGAAGAAGAAGAAAAGCUCAAAGAAACGAAAAAGAAACAGGUUAUCUUCAAAGAAGAGAAGACACAGCUCCUCAAGCCCAAAAAGUAAAAGAAAGGAAGAAAGAAAACACAAAAAACACUUCAGCUUCCAUCCGCUGGAUCUCGGGCCGCCUUUGUCUGCUCGAUUAAUGAACAGCUUUCUUUCCACUCUCAAAAGCUCUCGUAGCCGGCCACGAAAAUCCCACCGCCACCGCCAUCGCCACUACCACUCUCGCUCGGAGAGCUCCGAUUCCCUCUCCUCUAGCUGCCAAAGCAGGCACAGAGGCAGGUCUCGGGAGGAAGGCCAUAAAGCAAGACGAAGACGCUCCCAGCACUGUUCAAAGAGCACUGAGAAGCGAAGCAUCUCUGCAGAGGGUCAGGCCAGCCAUUCCCCCAGCCAAACCCUUCAGAUCUACAGCUUGCUCUCGGCUAAGGAAGUAAUCUCUCAGUCGGGGUCAUCUGCUGACCUCUUUACCAAAACAGACAGCCCACUUGGCAACCUAGCCAGUCGGAAUGGAGGGGCCCAUGAAUCUGACUCAGGAAACGAUACUUCCUCCCCUCCCUCCACUCAGAAAAGCUCAGCCAGGCCAAAGGACAGCCAGGAGAAAAGAAGCCUAGCCCACAAUGGCUUUGGCCGUGCCUUCUCACCUGGGAAGCCCAAAUUGGCCAACAGCGAUAACAGCUCUGAUUCAGGAAAUUCCUUCACCAGUUGUUUUUCCCAGAGCAAGGGAACAACUUUGGAAAAUCUCUCUCCGGAUGACAAGGGACAGGAUCAAAGAGGAUUCCUGUCCCCGUGUCUCGCCUGCUCGGAGGUGAAGAAGCAGAGCCCCCUACAUUCCCCGGACCGCAGCUCCCCACUGAGACCGUGCUCCCGCAGCGCGUCGUACACCAGCACAGGGAGGUCCUCCCGUGGCUCCAGUCGCUCUGCCCACUCCCGCUCGUUGCAUCACAAGACCACGCCCAGGUACUCCCGAAGCAGAUCCUGCUCCUCAGGGAAAAGGUCCUAUUCACGUUCCCCCAGCUACUCAUCCAAGUCCUGCAAAAGAAGCCCUGGAAGCAGGAACUCCAGACUGCGUCGGAGCCCCAGUUAUUCCCGCUACAGCCCCGGCAGGGACCGCGCGAGAGAGCACAAGUACGGCUCCAGCGAGAAGGAGUCCCAGCGGGAGCGGGACAGGCGGCGGCGGAGGUCCUACUCGCCCAUGAGGAAACGCAGGAGAGAUUCUCCCAGCCACCUGGAAGCUCGCCGCAUCACGAGUGCCCGGAAACGCCCCAUCCCGUACUACAGGCCCAGCCCUUCCUCCUCCAGCAGCCUCAGCAGCUGUUCCUCCUGGCACAGCAGUGUUAGCCGCUCUCCUGGCCGCAGCCGCAGCUACUCCAGCUACAAGAGCAGCCGGAGCAGAAGCUGGAGCAGCGGCAGUGACAGCAGCCGGAGCCGGAGCCGGAGUUCGGGCCCAAGGAGCAGCCGCAGCAGGAGCAAGAGUUACGGCUCUGCGGACAGCUAUGACAGCCUGCGGCGCUAGGGCAUCCCCCUCCCUGCUGCGUGCGUCGGGGUCGUCUCUUUUCAUUCCUCUCUCCUCCAGCCUCCCCGGUGAUAGCUUAUUAUUUCAUGUUUCCGUUGUGGCAUCCACCAGCCCCCUGUAGUGCCGGGCGCUGCAGCCGCAGAGGCAGACACGGGCCUGACGGCUCCAGAGAACACGUGGGCAGAGAGGGCGGGUCCGUGCUUUGCAGAGGCUGUGUUGAUUAUAGGCCAGGAACGGGUGGGGAAGGCUGGUUUAUCUCCAGGGAAGCAUUUGCCUGCGGCUAAUCCAGGGCGGGAGUUUAGCUCCUUGCUUUUCCCUGGCCAGCAGACAGCAAGCACCAAUUGGCUGGUGGGGAGGGAGAGAAAUAAUUUAAAAGAAACUCUCUUCAAGGCUUUUGGGCCGGGCAGAAAGAGUCCGGGUCUGGCCCUGCUUCUGUUGAGGUCAGUGGCAACGCUUCCCUUGACUCCAGCCUGGAGCCCCCAAGCAUUGCGAUGUGGCCUCUCCCCUACAAAGGGAAAAAAACCAGAGGCUUCUGCAGUAUCGAUUCACCUUCAUUGGAGGUGGCUUUUCCACUGUGCCCCUCCCGCGGGGAGGAAUAUUCAGUCGCCGUGGGUCAGCCAAUUCCUGCUGUGAAUGUGAAGGAAGAAAUUCUCCCGGGGAGCGGAUUGUUCGGAAGGGGCCAUUCCCUCGCCCCUCCCCUCCCUUUUUAUAGCACGAGUUUGCUUCUCUUCCCCCAGCAAUAUGACCCGCUGGUGAUCGAGCUGGUGAGGCGUUACGCAGAAGUGGGAACAAUCAAGGGCUGGGUGCUGGGAGGCCAGGCCAACAAUCGGGAAAUGCGAGGGAGCAAAGUCCCUUGAGAAGCGUCAGGUAGCGCGUCUCCUGUGAGCCCUCAGCCCCAGAGCUCUCCAGGGCUCCCGCUUUGGUGGCUGUUUUUCUCACAGGAGCUCUGUGCCGUGCAAAGGAAUCCCCGGCAGGGAGGUGGGAGUGAGGUUCCGGGUCCUUUUGGGUACCGGGUCACAUGGGCAUGGGAAAUUCCAAUGAAGCGUAUUCGUAUGUAGCCCCCAGGCAGGGGUGAAAGUAACUUAAACUCUUAAAGGACUUACCGGUAUGCUGGAGUCCUGAGCAGGGGGCGUGGCCUCAACUGGAAGA